This is a messenger RNA of Myotis daubentonii (Daubenton's bat), 1683 nucleotides long. It is a transcript of the gene CRTAP, whose product is annotated as cartilage associated protein. Gene Ontology annotation, cellular component: endoplasmic reticulum. Gene Ontology annotation, molecular function: protein binding; collagen binding. The record is from RefSeq and is a predicted model, not a curated record. Gene Ontology annotation, biological process: collagen fibril organization; peptidyl-proline hydroxylation to 3-hydroxy-L-proline. Lineage: Eukaryota; Metazoa; Chordata; Mammalia; Chiroptera; Vespertilionidae.
CGCUGCCUCGCGCCGUCCUCCUUCCUCUCCGACUCGCUCCUGUCCUUCCUUCCUUCCGCCCGGCGCCGCGAUGGAGCCGGGACGCGGGGCGGCCGGGGCGCUGCUGGUGCUGCUGUGCGCGGGCUGCGCGCUGCGCUCCGGGCGCGCCCAGUACGAGCGCUAUAGCUUCCGGAGCUUCCCGCGGGACGAGCUGAUGCCGCUCGAGUCGGCCUACCGGCACGCCCUGGACCAAUACGGCGGCGAGCACUGGGCGGAGAGCGUGGGCUACCUGGAGAUCAGCCUGCGGCUGCACCGCCUGCUGCGGGACAGCGAGGCCUUCUGCCACCGCAACUGCAGCGUGGCGCCCCCGCCCGAGCCCGCCGCCGGCCUCGCCCGCUACCCCGAGCUGCGCCUCUUCGGGGGCCUGCUGCGCCGAGCGCACUGCCUCAAGCGCUGCAAGCAGGGCCUGCCAGCCUUCCGCCAGUCGCAGCCCAGCCGCGAGGUGCUGGCCGACUUCCAGCGCCGGGAACCGUACAAGUUCCUGCAGUUCGCCUACUUCAAGGCAAAUAAUCUUCCAAAAGCCAUAGCAGCUGCCCACACCUUUCUACUGAAGCAUCCUGAUGAUGAAAUGAUGAAGAAAAACAUGGCUUAUUACAAGAGCUUGCCUGAUGCCGAGGACUACAUCAAAGACUUGGAAACCAAGUCGUACGAGAGCCUGUUCAUUCGAGCUGUGCGGGCGUACAACGGUGAGAACUGGAGGACGUCCAUCACUGACAUGGAGCUGGCCCUUCCCGACUUCUUCAAAGCCUUUUACGAGUGUCUCGCAGCCUGCGAGGGCGCCAGGGAGAUCACGGACUUCAAGGAUUUCUAUCUUUCCAUAGCAGAUCAUUACGUAGAAGUUCUGGAAUGCAAACUCCAGUGCGAAGGGAACCUCACCCCAGUUAUAGGAGGCUACCCAGUGGAGAAGUUUGUGGCUACCAUGUAUCAUUAUUUGCAGUUUGCUUAUUAUAAGUUGAGUGACCUGAAGAACGCAGCGCCCUGCGCGGUCAGCUACCUGCUCUUUGACCCCAACGACAAGGUCAUGCAGCAGAACCUGGUGUAUUACCAGUACCACAGGGACAAGUGGGGCCUGUCGGACGAGCAUUUCCAGCCCAGACCAGAAGCGGUUCAGUUCUUCAACGUGACGACGCUCCAGAAAGAGCUGUAUGACUUUGCUCAGGAGAAUAUAAUGGAUGAUGAUGAGGGAGAGGUGGUGGAAUACGUGGAUGACCUCUUGGAGCUGGAGGAAAACAGCUAGUCCACAGGAGACAAGGACACUUCCCUUCGAUGUUCAGGAAACACAGAUAUUUUGCCUUCCUUUUCCCAACUGCCCAAGUGGUUGAUACCUCAAAGCCUUCUCUGUAUUCUCUGAAGUGAAAGGGAAGCUCCGUCUCUCACUACAUAUAACAAGGGGUGAGCCUGCCUUCCCCGUGACCACACCUGCCUUCCCCGUGACCACACCUGCUUCCCCUGUGUUCAUACCUGCCUUCUCUGUGUUUGCACCUACCUCCCCAUCUUCACACCUGUCUUCCCCAUGUUCACACCCACCUUCUUCAUGUUCAUACCUAUCUUUCUCACCGGUCUUCCCAAUUUUCCCCCCCAGAAAAACCCAAUAUUAUUUUUUAAAUAAGAAAAAUACUAAAAGUUGAUCACCGCGAAAACCUA